Molecule: messenger RNA, 3753 nt
Organism: Eleginops maclovinus (Patagonian blennie)
Lineage: Eukaryota; Metazoa; Chordata; Actinopteri; Perciformes; Eleginopidae
Product: E3 ubiquitin-protein ligase Midline-1-like
Exons: 10
Coding region: 257-2326 (689 amino acids)
Biological process (GO): regulation of microtubule cytoskeleton organization
Cellular component (GO): cytoplasm
Molecular function (GO): protein binding; zinc ion binding
Source: RefSeq, a predicted model, not a curated record
GAGGUGAUGACACAGCCACGGAGACAUAUCCACAUCCUCGCUGACUCCCAGGUUCGCCGCUCGCCGCUGCUGCUGCGUCCCACAGAGCAGAGAGAGAGCCAAAGAUAGCCUCCACUCUCCCCACAUCUCUCUACCUUCCUCUCUUUUUCACUUUGUUUGUGGAUGAUGGGAUUUUAAUCAUGUGGAAGACGGCUGAGCGGCUCUUCUGGAUUUCGCUGACGCUGCGCCUGGUCCCGCCUGGCCUCCUCUGAGCAGGAUGGACACACUGGAGUCAGAGCUGACUUGCCCAAUCUGCCUGGAGCUCUUUGAAGACCCACUGCUGCUCCCCUGCGCUCACAGCCUGUGCUUCGGCUGCGCCCAUCGCAUCCUCAUCUCUCACUGUGCCACCAACGAAUCUGUUCUGAGCAUCGGCGCCUUCCAGUGCCCCACCUGUAGAUAUGUCAUUUCCUUGAGUCCGGAGCGUGGACUAGAAGGAUUAAAGAGAAACGUAACCUUGCAGAACAUUAUUGAUAGAGUUCAGCGGGCCUCAUCCUCGGCUGGGAUCCCUCUUCCACUGGCGUUGCCUGCGCCCCACAGCGGGCCCAACUCUCCCGGAGAGGAAGGAAGCAACCGGUUGGCGUUGGUCCCGGUCAGUGCCGCCAUGUCCAGCCCGGGCACGCCUCCUGAGCCAAUCCAGUGCCAGUUCUGUGAGCAGGACCCGCCACAGGACGCCGUCAAAACGUGUGUUACGUGCGAGGUGUCAUACUGCGAGGAGUGCCUCAGAGCGACGCACCCAAACAAGAAGCCGUUCACUGGCCACCGGCUCAUCGAGCCCAUGCCAGACUCCCACCUCAGGGGGCUCCAGUGCCUGGAGCACGAGGAGGAGAAGGUGAACAUGUACUGUGUCACUGACGAUCAGCUGAUCUGCUCGCUGUGUAAACUGGUCGGAAGGCACCGAGACCACCAGGUGGCAGCGCUGAGCGACCGCUAUGAGAAACUCAAGCAAGCCCUGGACUCCAACCUGAGCAAUUUGAUCAAGAGGAACAAUGAGCUUGAGUCUUUGAUGGGGAAACUGAUCCAGACUUGUCAACAUGUAGAGGUGAACGCAUCCCGUCAGGAGGGCAAGCUCCUGGAGGAGUGUGAUGUCCUGAUCGAAAUUAUCCAGCAGAGGAGGCAGAUCAUCGGGAGCAAGAUCAAGGAGGGGAAGACACAAAGGAUUCGGAAGCUCGCCCAGCAGAUCUCCAACUGCAAGCAGUGCAUCGAGAGGUCCUCCGCCCUCAUCACGCAGGCCGAUCAGACGCUGAAGGAAACAGAUCACGCUCGCUUCCUGCAGACUGCCAAGUGCAUCAAUGAGAGGGUUUCAAUGGCAAGCGCAUCAACCCAAGUGUUGAUCCCUGAGAUCAACCUAACGGACACCUUCGACACGGUCGCCCUGGACUUCACCAGAGAGAAGAAGCUACUGGAAAAUCUGGAUUACCUUACAGCUCCCAAUGCUCCCUGCAUACGGGAAGAGUUGUGCACGGCGUCGUAUGACACCAUCUCUGUCCACUGGACGUCCGAUGAUGAGUUCACGGUGGUUUCCUAUGAGCUGCAGUACGCCAUCUUUACUGGACAGUCUAACAUUGCAAGUCUCUGCAACUCAUUGGAGAGCUGGAUGAUAGUUCCCAACAUCAAGCAGAACCACUACACGGUGCACGGUCUGCAGAGUGGCACCAAGUAUAUCUUUGUCGUCAAGGCCAUUAACCAAGCGGGGAGCAGGAGCAGUGAACCGGGGACUCUGAAGACCAACAGCCAGCCAUUCAAGCUGGACCCCAAAUCGGCCCACAAGAAGCUGAAGGUGUCCCACGACAACCUGACGGUGGAGCGGGACGAAACCACGUCCAAGAAGGGCCACAGCCAGGAGCGGUUCAGUAGCCAGAACAGCUACGGCGUGGUGGGGAACGUCUACAUUGACAGCGGCCGCCACUACUGGGAGGCUUUGAUCGGAGGGAGCACAUGGUACGCUGUGGGUAUCGCCUACAAAUCAGCUCCCAAGCACGAGUGGAUCGGCAAGAACUCUGCCUCCUGGGUGCUCUGCCGCUGCAACAACUCCUGGGUGGUUCGCCACAACAGCAAGGAGCUGGCCAUCGAGCCCUCACCCCACCUGCGGCGCGUCGGGGUCCUGUUGGACUACGACGCCGGCUCCGUGACCUUCUACGACGCCGUGGGCUCCCAGCACCUGCACACAUUCCACGUCUCCUUCGUGCAGCCCGUGUGCCCCGUGUUCAAUGUGUGGAAUAAAUGUCUGACGAUUCUCUCCGGCCUACCCAUCCCGGACCACCUCGAGGGGCUGGAGCUCGACAACUGAAAACUACGGACUGACGAGAAUAAAUACGAAUGAACUGGAUGCUAUUUUGUUAAAGCUGCAUUGGGUAGGACUUUGGAUAGAGAACAGAAGAGCGUUCCAAUGUUUUAAAAGUCAGAUCUGUUCUAUUACACCACAUUUUUGCAGCUAGAGUUAAUAAAUAAAACAUUUUAAAUCACUCUAUCCAAGUAAUUCAAAUACGUGUACACCUAGUUCAGCUUUAAUAUGUGAAACAGAGAGAAGAGAUGACUGGAGUGAUGUCUUAUCAAGCUUCUCAUGUGAUUUUCUGUCAUAUACUAUGAUUUCUUAUAGCAAAUAUAGCGCUGGUUUAUAUCUUCUUUGACUCCUAGUUAAAUCCUGUCAAGAUGGAUUGAUAGGGAGCUGGAGUCAAUCCAGGAGGACCAGUAAAACGACGAAGCUGAGCCAGAAAUACUUACUCUAAGGCACUUUGGGCCACGAUGGGUGCAUUUGUACCAUGGCAACUAGGAUACAAGCCACAAACUAGUCCUAAUUUCCUAACCACUUUAUUAGACAUAGCACUUUUAAAAACUCCAGAAAGAAAACACAUUAACACUGCAUACACACAAUUAAACAGUUCACACACACACACACACACACUACCCUAACUUUAAUCAAUCAUGGCUGCAGAAAGAGAAAGCCACAGAUGUAUAUUUUGUAAAUGUGUCGCAGAUCUCCCCUUAUCUUUUCCUUGUUUAUUAUAAAGGAACCAAAGUAGCCAUUAAUGUCAAGAUGUCUAUACAUAAGUUUUACAUAAGUUGAAAAACAUAUUUUUGAAAAAUGACAGAGAAGAAAGAGAAGUAUGCUAAUAUUAAAUGGAGGAUUCCCUUAAAUGUAGAUCUUGUUUUUGUACAUUGUUCAAACUUAAUUCAUUUUGGUGCAGACAACAUGCAUUAUAUUUGGACAGUGUUGUGUUCUGUUAGAUUUAUUGUUUUCAUUUUCUUUUGUUGGCUGCCGGACAAUCCCUGUGAUUAGGCUUUGCAAGUUAUUGUUUGGAGCCGAGGAAUUGCUGAGGUCUUUCUCACUUGUCUAUCAAACAAGCAUAUUCCUGUUUAAAAAGACAAGAGUGUGCUAACCUUUUACAAAUAAUGGUUUCCCAUUGUUAGAAAUAUUCCAUUUUACAUGUCAUGUUUACACCGAGGUCUUAUUAAAUCUACAUGCAAAUUAUUCUUCAAAAAAGUUGGAUUACACCUCACUUUAUUGAGACAGGCGGCUGUUCUCAGACCUGUCGCACAUCGAUGAUGUCAUUAGGGUCACUCUUCACUCAUUGGCUGGCCAUUUCAAAAAAGGCACCAAUUAUAUUCAGCUAUUGUUAAAGUUCAACACCCCUACAAAAAAAAGGGAUAUUGUUAAUAUGGUGUUAUGUGUAUAUAUAUAUAUAUAUAUAUAUAUAUAUAUAAUUAUGUUGAACA